Messenger RNA from Aspergillus homomorphus CBS 101889, 1042 nucleotides. RefSeq lists its product as uncharacterized. NCBI's taxonomy places the organism in Eukaryota, Fungi, Ascomycota, Eurotiomycetes, Eurotiales, Aspergillaceae. The transcript is spliced from 2 exons. The coding region runs from base 389 to 619 and encodes 76 amino acids. The record is from RefSeq and is a predicted model, not a curated record.
CUUGCGGUCAGACUUUCCCGUGAGCGAGGUAAUAUGACUGUCAUCCAUGGCCAUCAUUGUCUGGCUUCACUUUCUUCGACAAGAGCAUGAUGAGAGUACAAACGAUCAGAGGAAAGAUCAAAUAUUCUCGGAUUGUCAUAAUAGUCAUUCUUUUGCCCAAUGCUCUCUUUCGCGAUCCCCUCGCUCUUUCUCUGUCUGCCUGGUAACGCUUGAUACCAGCCCAGGUGCAAACCAACCCACCGCACCGGGUAUGGGUAAUCUAUCAGUCAUGAGAGGAUAUUUUUUUCCACACCUACGAUUUUCCCUGCUCACAGACCAUUCCAUUUAUUAUGGCACUUCCCAUUCUUUUCUUCUCCCCUUUUCCCUUGCAACCGCCACCCCAAGUCUUAUGACUGACCACACAGCCUUGCUGGGACUUUCCGUCCUUUCAAAUAUGAUGGGAACCCUGGCUACUGUCAGCGUCACCAUCUUCUGGUACACUCCCCGGACAAGUCUAUUGUUCUGGCGUUGGCCCCGAUCACGAACCGUGAUGAGCAACGCAUGCAUGAGUUGUCCUAGGCGGUUUUGCUUGCCCGAAACUACGACAGGCAGGUUGACCGACAAUGUUCAUGGCAGCUAAAAUGAUCCACAUUCAGGUGCAUUCAGGCCUUGUCGUCCGUUUUAUCCCCUCUUCCUCUUUUCUUUUUCUCUUCCUUUGCAGUGUUUCCCUCCGUCUACGCCCUUGGUUGCUUGAGUGUUUUAUUUGACGGCGAGAAACGGCCGAACAAGAUCUCUAUCUCUUCUUUCUCUCACCUGUUCCCUCUCCACGUUCCGAUUAUACACCCGCUCUUCCUUCUCCUCCUCCUCCUCCUCCUCCUCCUUCUUCUUCUUCUUCUUCUCCUCCCCUUCUGCUCUCUUCUUCCCGGUUGAUCUACUGCGUUCCUCCGGCACCAUUCCUCUUUCUACUCGCCUCUCACAUGAUUUCCUUCCCCCACUGUGUCAGAGACGGGGCUCCCGGACGCCGACUCUUCCCUGAUUGAGCCUAGCGGGUCUUUCCAUACCG